AUGGCUCUGGAGACCACCUUGCUCCUGAAAGCAGGGUUUGUGCUGCUGAUGGCAGUUCAAGUCCUUGCAUCAGUGUCUGGCUGUAACAGGGGAGUCUACACGUUUCUUAUCAAUGAUCUCUGCUUGGCGAAUUUCACAUUCAACAUGGAAAAUCUGGAUCGAGGUUUAUGGUGCAGCUGGAAGGACACAAUGGAGAUCUAUGAGGGACUCACAAACUGCACAUACCAGGUGGCCUUGAGGAUAAACUGCUUCUGGCCAAAUCAGAUAGUCGACCGUUUCUUCAUGGAGAUUCAUCAGAUCUACUUUCAUGACUGCGCUCUGACUGGUCGGCUCCUGCAUGACCCACCGAUUAGCAUCCUCGCCCCAUUUAUCACAGUGCCUGUACUGGUCACCCUGCUCAUGACUGCUGUAGUGGUGUGGAGGAGCAAACGCACACAGGGAAUGCUAUAG
This is a messenger RNA of Pelmatolapia mariae (spotted tilapia), 450 nucleotides long. Its product is annotated as receptor activity-modifying protein 1-like. The coding region runs from base 1 to 450 and encodes 149 amino acids. Lineage: Eukaryota; Metazoa; Chordata; Actinopteri; Cichliformes; Cichlidae. The record is from RefSeq and is a predicted model, not a curated record. Gene Ontology annotation, cellular component: membrane; cell surface; signaling receptor complex. The transcript has 3 exons. Gene Ontology annotation, molecular function: coreceptor activity. Gene Ontology annotation, biological process: intracellular protein transport; G protein-coupled receptor signaling pathway; receptor internalization.